Molecule: messenger RNA, 1629 nt
Organism: Halteromyces radiatus
Lineage: Eukaryota; Fungi; Mucoromycota; Mucoromycetes; Mucorales; Cunninghamellaceae
Product: calcium/proton exchanger
Exons: 9
Coding region: 76-1527 (483 amino acids)
Biological process (GO): intracellular calcium ion homeostasis; calcium ion transmembrane transport
Cellular component (GO): fungal-type vacuole membrane
Molecular function (GO): calcium:proton antiporter activity
Source: RefSeq, a predicted model, not a curated record
AGGAAGUCCCUAUUUCUUUCUUUCUCUUUCUUUCUUUCUUUCUUUCUUUUUUUUUAUUUUAAUUUUUUUUUUAUAAUGAAUGAAACUUAUUAUAGUAUAGAACAAUCGUCCGUCUCGACAAGUACUACCAAUCACCAAAAACACGAAGAUCAUGACAGCAAGAUCCAGCUCAACCAUGUUAAUCAAUCUGCUAUUACUACUCAAGAUAGUCCUUCCUCAACUGACUCAGAUAGACGCAAUAGUAUACUUCAUGAAAAGAACACAGCUCAUCAUGAACCUACAACAAUGGAAGGUCUCAUUGCUAUUGUAAAGUCAUCUUGGAUCAAUCCCCUAGUGAUCUUUAUUCCAUUUGGAAUUGCCUCUCAUUUUGUAUGGAGUCCUACUGUGACCUUUGUACUUAACUUUAUUGCUAUUGUUCCUUUGGCCAAAUUACUAGGUUAUGCUACUGAAGAUAUUAGUUUACGGAUCGGUGAAGUUCUUGGUGGUCUAUUAAAUGCUUCUUUUGGUAACGCUGUUGAAUUGAUCGUAUCUAUCAUUGCUCUUACUAAAAACUUGGUUAUUGUGGUGCAAGCUAGUAUGUUGGGAUCUAUUUUAUCAAAUCUUUUACUAGUCUUAGGCAUGUGCUUCUGGUUUGGUGGAUAUCGUUAUAAAGAACAAACAUUCAAUGUUACUGCUGCUCAAACUUCUGCUUCCUUACUCUUCAUUGCUACUGCUUCCCUAUUACUGCCAGCUGCCUUUUAUGGAUCAAGUCUUGGAAGUGAAAGUACUACUAGUGUCAAAUCGGACGUUUUGAUCAUCUCUAGAGCAACAUCCAUUAUUUUACUGAUUAUUUAUUUUGCUUACUUAUUCUUUCAGCUCAGGACUCAUAAGCAUUUGUUUUUGGAAGAGGCUAUUCUUGAAGAACGACGACCUGAAUCAAGAAAUGUAGAUGCUCAAACUGGAUUGGAACAACAAGAAGAAAACGUGAAUAAUGAAAAAGAGGAAUUACCUCAAAUGCCAUUUUGGAUGUCGAUUUCUCUACUACUAGUGAUUACUGCCCUUGUUGCUGUAUGUGCUGAAUUCUUGGUUAGUGCUAUUGAAGAAGUAGUGCAACAAUGGCAUAUUAGUGAAACCUUUGUUGGACUUAUUUUGCUACCUAUUGUGGGAAAUGCUGCAGAACAUGUUACUGCUGUUACCGUGGCUUACAAAAAUAAGAUGGAUUUGGCUUUGGGUGUUGCCGUGGGUAGUAGUAUGCAAAUCGCUCUUCUUGUCACACCUUUGAUGGUCAUUAUUGGAUGGGGAAUCAAUGUAGAUAUGAGUUUGUACUUUAACAUAUAUGAAACUGCUGUUAUGUUUAUUGCCGUAGUCAUGGUCAAUUAUCUUAUUAUGGAUGGAAAGAGCAAUUGGUUAGAAGGAUUGAUGCUUUUUACUGUUUAUAUUAUCAUUGCAAUCAGUUUCUAUUAUUAUCCUGAUAGUGCUGCUGUUUCUUUAGAUAGUAUCUCCAACUCUACAACUAGUGCCAUUGCUACUUCUCCUAUUGGUCAUUGAUUCUUUUGUAUUUACUUUUCUUGUUGUAGUCGUAGUAUAUUUAUUCAUAUUCUUUGUUUCAAUUCAUAGAUGUUUAAUAAAUCCUUGAUUUUUUUUAAUAUA